Messenger RNA from Meira miltonrushii, 449 nucleotides. RefSeq lists its product as uncharacterized. The record is from RefSeq and is a predicted model, not a curated record. NCBI's taxonomy places the organism in Eukaryota, Fungi, Basidiomycota, Exobasidiomycetes, Exobasidiales, Brachybasidiaceae. The transcript has 2 exons. Bases 87 to 407 code for a protein of 106 amino acids.
CUACAACCAGUGAAAGGGGCAGUUCAAUUUUCUAUGUGAUACUUGACAAAAGAAGUGUCUUGAGGUUCGUUUUGAUAGGUGCAAAAAUGCUCUUUACGCUUCCUUUUUUUUCCAACCACCAUCACCAAAGCAAGCUUGCACACAUAUUCAACAAAAAUAAGAGAAAGAUGAAGCUUUCAAUGAUUCUCUUUUCCAUCAUUGUCAUUGUUUCUACAAUAAAUGUCAAUGCUGCCCCAAACGGUGUCAUCACAAGUAUUCAAAUUGCCCGUGAUGGCUCUGAAGCAAGUAAAGCAGUCAUUAUUGGCCGCGAUUACGAUCCGCCACCCUGUACGUGCAAGUGUAUCGGGGGAGGAUAUAUAGAAUGUAAAUUUUGUGACGAAGUUUGUGGAAUGGAUUUUCUUUCAUAAGUGCUCUCUAUGCGAUAAUGUACCUAUGACAAUGAACAUAUG